CAGCACGAACUGCCCGCAGCCGGUUCACGUGCACGUCUUCCUUGGCAGUCCUGCAUCAUGCGAUCCGUGUCCCUGGACUGCCCCACGUCAGAGGCGGCAGCGGGCACUAUAAAGUCCUGUCUCCGGGAAGCUUUGCCGGACUUCCCUCCUCGCCGGGUCUGAGAGCCCUUGUUCCCUGCGCCCAGGAGCCCUGGGCUCUCAUUGCCUGUGCUACGGUUUUCGGCGCCUCCGCCGGGCUGCCCGUUGCAGGGGACACCCUCUCCAGGGUGCCCCCACCUCCAGCAACGCCUUAGACGACUGGAGGGAGUGAGGCCGCCAGCCACCGCGGCGCAUCUACCUCAAGGUCUCCGCUCCGGGCUGGGGCAGACGAAGAAUGCCGCUCGGUGGUCUCCGGCAAAGAAAGGGUUAAUUCGCCCACUCCCCACCCCCCAAAAAGGAGAAGGGAAGAGUCCGGCAGAAGGUCCUGUUUACGGGAGCUGCCGGAGUCCGCGCGGCCCUCGGAGAGGCGUUGCCGUGGCUACGGGCCCGGCGCCCGCCAGCUGCGGAUGAGCUCAUUGGAGCGGCGGACGGGGGGCGACGGGCGGGGGACGGCGGGCGCGCGGCCCGCGCAGAGCCGCCGCGCCGGCGGGGAGAGGACGAGGCUGCGGGCCGAGCCCGCCUUCCGCUCGCCCACAGCCGCGGCGGGGCGGUGGGGACGCGAGCGCAGGGAGCGCGGCUCUCCCGGAGAGGCCCGGACGACCCCAGCGCGAAGGGCUGCGGGCCAUGGCGCCCCGGGCCCCCGCCGCCUACAGCCCCCGCCCACCCGGGCGCCCCCGAGCUGCGCCCGGGAGCCCGCGGAGCCGAAGCCCGCCUGGAGGCGACUUGGACCUCCUCUGCAGGCUGACACGAUGACCAUGUGUGGGCCGGCCAGGGGCAGCCACAGCCAGACCGAGAACCGGAGCUACAGAUUGGCUGACAGGGUCAAGGUGGAGGGCCCAGAGGCUGGGGAAGACCGUCGCAGGCAGCCCUUUAGGCCCUGCGUUCCUCUCCUAGACGCAGACCGGGACUCACGCCUCCGACAAAGCCCCCUGGAAAGCCUCAACAACCUGACGCUGAAGUCAAGAGGCGACUGUUUUCAGCAGAACAUGUUCAACUCGGACGUGCUCAUCAGCGACCCCGCUUCAGGUCUCGGUGCUAAAGAAGCCAGCAGGGCCGGCAGGAGGCAGCUCGGCGGUGCCCAGGACCCCUGCCCUCCUGCCCGAGGUGGGGCCGGGCCCAGGUCCCUCAGCAUCAAGGACAAGAUAUCGGAAUGGGAAGGGAAAAAGGAGGUGCCCGCCCCUGCACCUGGCAGGAGAGCGGACGGGCAGGAGGAUUACCGGGCGUCCUGCGUGACGGACAGGAGACGUGCUGAAGGUGUGGGGACUCGGGUCCCAGCGGCUCAGAACGGCACGAGGCUGGAAGGAGAGGGCAAAGAGAUCGGCAGGAGUGAAAGGGCAGCGGAAGUCAGGGGACAGGACGCAGGGCAGAGGCCGGACCGAAGCCAGCCCGCCAGGGAGCCGGCUCCGAGCCUGGGCCGAGGCCGAGAGCUGAGGCUGGGCAAACAGCGCCUUCAGAACGCCAGCCUCUCGGUGCUGAAGCAGGUCAAGAAACUGGAGCAGGCUCUGAAGGAUGGGCUGGCGGGCUUGGAUCCCCAGUUACCAGGGACUUGCUACUCCCCGCACUGCUUGCCGGACAAGACCGCGGAGGGGCCCCCCCUGAGCAGGAGCCGCGGGUGCGGGAGCGGCUCAGAAUUCAGGUCCCACCUCGUGGACCUGGAAGGCAGGCCACCUGCCCCCGAGACGUGCAGAAAGCUGCCCUGGGACCAGAACGUGGAGAGCGUGUACGGGGGCUUCCCUCAAAAGCCCUUCAUCAACCCCCUGCCCAAGCCCCGGAGAACGUUCAAACACGAGGGAGAAGGGGACAAGGACGGGAACCCAGGCACCAGCUUCAGGAGAGACGGAAGGAACCUGCCGCCUCUGCCCACUCUCCCUCCGCCGCCCCUGCCCUCCUCCCCCGCCGCCUCCCCCUCCUCCCCGCCGCCUCCCUCUGUGAACCGAAGACUGUGGAACGGGAGACCGAAGCCCAGCGCCGACCACAGGAAGUCCUACGAGUUUGAAGACCUCCUGCAGUCUCCCCUGGAGAGCAGCAGGGUGGACUGGUACGCGCAGACGAAGCUGGGGCUCACGCGCACUUUGUCAGAGGAGAACGUCUACGAAGACAUUCUAGAUCCGCCGAUGAAGGAAAACCCUUACGAGGAUGUCGAAUUGCAUGGUCGCUGCCUGGGAAAGAAGUGUGUCUUGAAUUUCCCUGGUUCUCCCACCUCUUCCAUUCCGGACACAUCCACCAAGCAGUUACUGUCCAAACCUGCUUUCUUCCGGCAAAAUUCGGAGAGGAGGAACUUCAAACUGCUGGACACCAGGAAGCUGAUUCGGGAUGGAAUGGGGUCCCCUUCCAAACUCAGCCCCCCCUCCACCCCCAGCAGCCCCGACGACACUUUCUUUAAUCUCGGAGACCCGCCGAAUGGCAGGAAGAAGAGAAAGAUUCCCAAGCUGGUGAUGCGGAUCAAUGCCAUUUACGAGGCUCGGAGGGGGAAGAAGCGGGUGAAGAGGCUGUCCCAGUCCAUGGAGAGCAACUCGGGGAAAGUGACAGAUGAGAAUAGCGAGUCCGACAGUGACACGGAGGAGAAGCUGAAAGCUCACAGCCAGCGCCUGGUCAACGUGAAGUCCCGCCUGAAGCAGGCUCCCAGGUACCCGUCGCUUGACCGGGAGCUUGUGGAGUACCAGGAGAGGCAGCUCUUCGAGUACUUCGUGGUGGUGUCGCUGCACAAGAAGCAGGCCGGGGCCGCCUACGUGCCGGAGGUCACCCAGCAGUUCCCCCUGAAGCUGGAGAGGUCUUUCAAGUUCGUGAGAGAGGCUGAGGACCAGCUGAAGGCUAUCCCCCAGUUCUGUUUCCCCGAUGCCAAGGACUGGACUCCCGUCGAGCAGUUCGCCAGUGAAACGUUCUCAUUUGUCCUCACGGGAGAAGACGGGGCCAGGCGGUUUGGCUACUGCCGGAGACUGCUGCCUGGAGGCAAAGGGAAGCGUCUCCCCGAAGUGUACUGCAUCGUGAGCCGCCUGGGAUGCUUCAGCCUCUUUUCAAAGAUCUUGGACGAGGUGGAGAAGCGCCGACGCAUCUCCCCCGCGCUGGUGCAGCCCCUCAUGAGGAGCGUCAUGGAGGCCCCGUUCCCAGCUCUGGGCAAAACAAUCGUCGUCAAGAACUUCCUGCCCGGAACAGGAACGGAGGCGAUCGAGCUGUGCCGCCCGCUGGACUCGCGGCUCGAGCACGUGGACUUCGAGUGCCUCUUCUCUUCUCUCAGCGUCCGCCACCUGCUCUGCGUGUUUGCCUCCCUGCUCCUGGAGAGGAGGGUCAUCUUCAUCGCGGACAAGCUCAGCACGCUGUCCAAGUGCUGCCACGCGAUGGUGGCCAUCACCUACCCCUUCACCUGGCAGCACACCUACAUCCCCGUGCUGCCGCCCGCCAUGGUGGACAUCGUGUGCUCGCCGACGCCCUUCCUCAUCGGGCUGCUCACCAGCUCGCUGCCGCUGCUCAGGGAGCUGCCCCUGGAGGAGGUGCUUGUGGUCGACCUCGUCAACAAUCGCUUCCUCAGACAGAUGGAGGACGAGGAUUCCAUUCUGCCCCGGAAGCUCCAGGUGGCCCUGGAACACGUUCUGGACCAGAGGAGUGAGCUGGCCAGUGACCCCGAAGACGGGCCCCUCGACUGCAAGCGCGGCCCCGAGUGCAGCCCCUUGAACGAGGUGGUAUCCGAAGCCUUCGUCCGCUUCUUUGUGGAGAUGGUGGGCCACUACUCGCUGUUCCUGGCAGCGGGCGAGCGCGAGGAGAGGGCCCUGCAGCGCGAGGCCUUCCGCAAGGCCGUCUCCUCCAAGAGCCUCCGCCGCUUCCUGGAGGUGUUCAUGGAGACCCAGAUGUUCCGCGGCUUCAUCCAGGAGCGCGAGCUGCGGCGGCAGGAUGCCAAAGGUCUGUUCGAGGUCCGAGCCCAGGAGUACCUGGAAACGCUCCCCAGCGGAGAGCACAGUGGUGUCAACAAGUUCCUGAAGGGACUAGGCAAUAAAAUGAAGUUUCUCCACAAGAAAUAACCCCCAGCCCAGCCAGGCACGAAGGAAAACUUCCUCCCCGAGCAACCACAUGCUUUAAAAACAGUCCUGGUGGCCUUUCAGAAACCCGGGGUCCUCGCUGCCCCGGGUGUGCUGGGCGAGGGCCAGGGUGGACUCCGGCCGCGCCGAGCGGGCCCCGGAUGCCCGGGGGCACAGCCCCUUCAGCACAGCCCCGGGAAGGGGACUGAGACCAGGCCUGCCUCCACAUUCGGACGGGUCGUUUCGGAUGUGGGGUUUUGGGUUUUUAUCUUUUUUAAUAUUAGAUGUUAAAUGAAAGAAAUAUGUUUGGGUUUUUUUGGUUUUUUGUUUUUUGGUUUUUGAUGCCAGGGCUAAGAAAACUCUGUCCUGCCCUUUGUGAUCUUUCCCUGGCUCAUCCUGCCCGGCAGCCUACCUCUGGGCCAAACUGGGGACAGAUGAGGUGUCAGGGCGAGGGCUCUGGGGACCCUUACAGACCCUGGACCCUCGGGCCCCAGGGCAGAGAGCCCUGUGGGGAAAGGACGGCCCUUGUGUGCAGGAGUCAGAUCAGGGCUCCAAGGAUUUUGGCCCCCGGGGCGAGCUGCGCUAUCACAGUGGCCAGUGCUGCCACCUGCUGGCGGAGGCCGUUGUUGCACCACCAACUCCUCCCCACGGACCUGACUUCUGAGCGGCUUCUUUUCUCUUAGAAGCCAUAACCUGUGCACUGUCCGAGACACCCGUGAGGCACCCUUUUGAGGUACACACAAAAAGAGGAAGUCGUAAGGCCUGUUGAUACAAUGUUCUUAGGGUCCCAAAGUCUAUGACCAUAAAGGAUCAUAGAGCCACCUUUGACCCUGUUGCCAUUCUCCCUGUGUGAGGUGUUCCCACCUUGUUUGGGGGCCCAUCAGCAGCAAUGAAAUGGUCUGUGGAUAAACGAGGGGCUUUUGUUACCGGUGUAAACGAGGGAGCAUCAGAGUCUGGGGGCAUCUUCACUAGACUGGUGCAGCCACCCAAGCCGCUCGCCCUCCCUCCAGGGACCCAGCGGGACGGCAGGAGGAGACUGGGCGGCACAGGCCUCAGGGCCCCCGCUGCUGCGGGCCCCCCUCCACGGCCCCAGAAGCCACGACAAAGACACACGAAAGAGAUGUGCCCUGAUUGGAAGCAGCCCGGCCCCUGCUGCCAGGCAGAGGCCCUCAGCCCUCAGGGAGCUGGGAGCAGGGUGUCUUCUAGGAACAAAAGUGAACAAGA
Messenger RNA from Phyllostomus discolor (pale spear-nosed bat), 5372 nucleotides. RefSeq names its product DENN domain containing 2A (gene DENND2A). The record is from RefSeq and is a predicted model, not a curated record. Lineage: Eukaryota; Metazoa; Chordata; Mammalia; Chiroptera; Phyllostomidae. Gene Ontology annotation, cellular component: actin cytoskeleton. Gene Ontology annotation, biological process: retrograde transport, endosome to Golgi.